Messenger RNA from Solanum stenotomum, 1222 nucleotides. RefSeq lists its product as uncharacterized. The record is from RefSeq and is a predicted model, not a curated record. Bases 175 to 1125 code for a protein of 316 amino acids. Lineage: Eukaryota; Viridiplantae; Streptophyta; Magnoliopsida; Solanales; Solanaceae. The transcript has a single exon.
GAGCAGAAAAUUAGUCAAGUUUUUGAGUACUUCAAACUCAAGAGAUCGCAGGUUCUCUCUUAACGAACCAGCACCAUAGGUAGAAAAAAGAAAACUUCAGAAUUUAUCUUGCAGCGUCCCAUAACUAGAUCCAUAACCGGGGACCAUAACAACUUGGUAUCAGAGCCGGAGUUUAUGGGAGACCAAAUUCAACAUCAACUAACACAAUUAGUGAAUUUGUUCCAAGAAGAACGUGCAGCCAAUUUAGCCAGACAUGAAGCAACAAAUGCUUGCUUGGAUGCACUGACACAAGAUUUAGUAAAUUCUAAGGUCGAUUCUGAUUCAACUGAACAUAUCAGUCAGAAUCGCGGUUGGAAGGGUAAAAACAGAGUGGCAGGGGGGUCAGGAUCAGAAACAGGUGGAAGUUUCAUCAUUCCUCGACAUACAAAACUGAAUUUCCCACGAUUUAAUGGCCAAGAGGACCCUUUGGGAUGGUUGAACAGGUGUGAACACUUUUUUCGACACCAACAAACACUGGAAGAAGAAAAGGUUGGACUUGCUUCUUUUCAUUUGGAGGGCAAUGCACAACUUUGGUUUCUUCAAUUACAGACAGAUCUGCCUCAACUAUCUUGGGAUGACUUCAAAUGUCAUUGUAACCUUUGUUUUGGGCCACCAAUCAGAAGUCAGAAAUUGGGAGAAUUGGCUAAGCUACGCCAGAUCGGGUCUGUGGCAGAUUACCAAGAAACAUUUGAGCAGUUAAUUUCGCGGGCUGGUACACUUACGCAGUCACAAAAAAUUGAACUUUAUAUCAGCGGUCUUACUGAUUAUAUAGCAAUUGAGGUUGAGUUGCAUAAUCCUCCAGAUUUGGCUACGGCGAUGAGUUUAUCCCGACUUUAUGAACGCAAGGAACAACCCAUUUGUUCGCAAUUGUUAGAUGCUUGCAAAUCAAAGACAACAGAUUUCUCACCUCAACAACAUGUCAGAUUUGUGAAGAAACUGACCAGAUCUGAAAUGGAGGAAAGACGACUUAAGGGACUUUGUUUCAACUGUGAUGAACCAUUCACUCGAGGUCACCAGUGUAAGAAGUUAUUCUGGAUUGAUUUCAUUAACGAUGAAGAAGAAUUACUUUCCACACUUAGCGCUUGAGGACAAGCGCGAUUUGAAGAAGGGGAGUAAUGUUAGUACCCUUUUAGUCUACCAACAAUUUUAUGCAUGGAAAUUAAAUCAGUAGCUAUUAAUUAUG